Blepharisma stoltei is the source of this 2216-nucleotide messenger RNA. The record is from the annotation of a GenBank genome assembly. Lineage: Eukaryota; Ciliophora; Heterotrichea; Heterotrichida; Blepharismidae.
AUGUUCUUUUGCUUUAAGACUUUUUGACGAGAUGUAAUGUCUGCUACCAAGACCUGACCAAUUCGAAGACAAAUGAUGGUCUGCUAUGCAAUGGCUAUUGCUAUUGUACUUUUAUUGAUUAUCACACUUAUGCUUACUCCUCUACUUGGCUAGCAAGCAAAUGCGUCAGAAAAUCUGCAAGCAAAUUUUUGUAUAAUUUAUAAUAAUGAAUAUUAUAGUAAACUCUCAAGCAAAUUAUAUUAAACUUUUAAGACUGUUUUGCAUCUUAAAGCAUAAAUUUUAUAAAUAAAUAAAUCUUUUAAUCUCAAGCAUCUAUAAGUUUUAAUUUUUAAUUUCUCGUUAGGAAAUAAAAAUUUUAUGCUCGUUAAUUUAGAAGGAUUUAGCAAUUUGUAUUUUUUACAAGAAAAUACAGUAAGUAAAAUCGAAAAUACACAAGGAACUCAGGCUGUUGACAAUAUGAAUGGGCUUGUCAGAGAAGCCGGAGCUUAUUUAUAUUCAAAAUUAACAGAAGUUUCAGUUAUGGGAGGGCUAAUAAGGCAGAUGCUAGUGACUAUGGAUUUUGAUGAGAAUGCUUACUCUUUGGAAUCUUCAAAUAUCACUGAUUACCAACAUUUGCCUGAAAACUGUCUUGUGAAAGACCCUCCGGUUUAUGGAAACCAAAGAGUUUGCUUACGAUACAGCAAUUAUUAUAAUUUGAGUGACAGUUUUGAUAGAAAUUUGCUGAAAAAGAUAUCAAGGCUAAAUGAUAUUUGGUGAAUUGUCCUUGCGCUCACACAUCAAAUUGCAAUAAGAUUUAUUGCAUAUUUUGAAAAUGCUGAUUUUCUAGUGAUAUUUCCAGGCACACAAUUGCCUAAAAAUUAUAAUCCUAUGGAUACUGUAUGAUAUAGCACUUAUAUAGAGCAUGGAGAAGUUAGUAUUGGAACAACAGGGUACCCAGACCAUAUCGGAAACCCUUCAAAUACUAUUAUUUCGUUAAUGAUGCCUCUUUAUGAUGCGGGCAAUAAUAAAAUUGGAGUUUUAGUUGUUGAUUUGCCAGUUAUUGCUAUAUAUGAAGGCCUCUCAUUGGUAAAAUAUUUGCAGAGCGGAGAAACAUGUGUGGUUUAUAAUAAUGGCGAUAUAUUAAAAACGCAGGGAAGGGGCUGGUGAAGCAAUAAUAUAACUAAUAUGAAUAAGCUGUCUGAUUCAGACUUUUGGAAGGAAGUGAAAAAGGAUCCAUACGGAGUCCAUUAUAUUGUAAUUAAUCAUGAAAUAUAUCAAGUGGCCUCGUAUCCAGUGGUAGCUCAAACUCAGGUUGCUGGAGAUGACUGAUGGUAUUUAGUGAUGCUUUUUGUAAAAGAAAGCGAAAUUAUGUCUUAUAGUGAGGACAGCAAGGCAAAGAUUCAAGAAUAUGGCAUGGUCUUAUUAGGAGUCACUAUGAUUUGUUCAGUUAUAACUAUUUCUGUGCUUUUAAUUUUGAUUAAUUUCCUUGCAAAAUCAAUCAAACUUAACUAAGAUUUUAAAAAAAAACCCUCCUUGCUGGUCUGACGAACAAACCAUAUUCACCUCUAUAACGCUCCGCAACUUGCUUGCCAGUCUGAGAGCAGCCUUUCAUUGCAUCUCUCCUCAUGGAAAAAUGCUUGCACUCACUAUAUGCUUUACACCCGAUAGGCUUGGCUUUCAGAAAAUUCGAAAACGAGUUUUUCUAGUAGCCUGUUGUCUAAAAUGGAAAUCCGAAGCCAAGGAUGAACACCUUGCAUCGUGGUGGAGAACGUUUCCGACUAAAUGUGAGCAUGAGGUCUGCUAAGCCAGACAUUGCGCUCUACCAAGCCAAAUAAAUCUUAGCCGGAUGCACAUUAUCGAACGCCAUCCUUUGGUUCACAAUGUCCCCAGCUGCAGGCAUUUAGUUCGCUAUGCCAUUUUAUUGCUUGAUUAAAUUCCUUGCAAAAUCAAUUAAAGAGCCUCUGCAAGGAAUUAUUGAUUUCACUGAAAAAAUAAACGCAAAUGCUACAGAAAAAGACAACAUAACAAUUAACGAAUUGAACGAGCUUAAAGAAGGCGAAGACCAAGUAGCUUCUCUUGUCAAGGCUUAUAAAACCUUAGCUAGCUCUUUACUUAAUCGUCAAGACAAUCGUGUGCCCAAGCCUCUCCAAGUAUCGACUAAUCGUGUAUAUCCACUAAACGAACUUUAUGGUGCAAACAAGCUGAAAUUUAAGAACUUGAUAGACCAUAUGGAAUAA